UUUUCAUGGAGGAAUGUCAAUGUAAACUGACGAUAACAGCAACAACAACAACAUACAUGCACACGAAGCUACUGUUAGAAACACCAAUAAUAAGGACUGUGAUGGAAAUAUACGUGUAAUGCAUACGUUGACCUGACCUAAAAUUAUGGAAACCAGCAAGUCAAGGAAGAAAUGGGGCAAGGGUGAUCCAGACAUCCAAGUGCCUAUUGAUGCACCAGCAGUUCGGGAAGAAAUCUUUCCCCACCAUGAGGAGUACCUCAUGUUACUCCAGGAAAAGAACAGGCUGAUUAAGAAGCUCCGGGAGAAGAACUCCCGCCAGAUCCAGAUAGAGCGGAAGGAACAAGGCUUCGCUCUGUACGUGAAUGGCGCCAACGCCGAGCGGGACCUGCCCAUCGCACAACCAACAGGGAAAAGUGUCGGCAAGGUCAAGUUGCCCAAAACAGCUGGAGAGAUGCGGCGGAACAUCUACCUGAACGCGAAGGACCUGGUGGAGCUGGGAGCUGAGGAGCGCCGUAUUCAGGAGGAGAAGCAGCGAGCUCGCACCGCUCCCUCCAAGACUCGCAGGAAAGGCUGGAAUGUGGGCUCUGUGGACAUCACCACUGCUUCGGGAGACAAGAGAAAAGUCAGGGCGCCAAAUAUUAUGACGGGCAACUACGAGGACGACUUCGAGAUGGACGACAGUGGCGACUACCGCAGCUCCGGAGAUGAGAGAGACCAGAGGUAUGACUCGGACAGUGACCUGGAGAUAGACGCUCGUGGCCAUGACGGCAGCCGUCCCACCAGCAGCAGCAGCAGGCCGGGCAGCAGCCGCAAGACGAGCUACCUCAAGCGGAAGGCGGCCCAGAUACGCCAGGAGGAGGAGCUCAACGACCGUCUGACGCUCACACUGGCAGACGUUAGGCGGUUGCGGCAGAGCCUGGAGAUGAACGCCAGCAUCAGACAGAGUCUGGCCAAGGAGGUGAGCUCGGGCCUCCCCCAAUUGUCCACCAACCCAUACAGGGCCCCUCCACGACGCCAGGAGUUGAUACAGCUGAAGGAGGAGGAGGACAUGGACCAUGCAUCCACCAUCGAUGAAGAAGACGAGGAGAUUGAGGAGGACUUGUCGCCAGGGGGCAGCACCGGCCCAGACAGCCCGACCAGCCCCAUCAACAAUAUCAUGAAACCUAAUGAGACAAUCGUACUGGAAUUUGCUGCACUGCCAAGUAAAGGAAAUCUUGAAAGAAAUUUGUCUGCUGCACGAAAGAAAAAUACAGAUACUGACAGCUCCCUCACUGCUCGGCAAAAGUCACGCCCUCUCCCGAGCCCCAAAGGCACCCCAUCCUCAACCCCCAGGGAUUUGCAGCUUCGGUCAGUGCCACCAUCCAAGAAGAAGUCACUACAGCCUCUGUCGGCCAACAGGAAGAGUGAUGACAACCACCUAGACUCGCGGGAGGAAGCCUCGGCCGUGUUGCGAGCCCUGCAGGAGGAGAACUCGAGAGCUGCCCGCUUCAACAAAGAUGUCAGUAAAAGUCCUCGGCCAGAGCUGCGGCCUAGUUCCGGUGACCCUCAGCGCUCCAAAUCCCGACUGUCAUCUCACGGGUCAGCGGACAAGUUGUCACCCACCAAAACCCACACCACUGGGUCAGCGGACCCUCAGGCCCUCACUGACGAGCGAGUGUCAGAAAUAGUCACCAAGGUCAUGGUCAUGCCACCAAAGCAGCAGAGACGACUCAUAAAAAUACUGGGCAAGUUGGAUGAAGGCUCUUCAUCUGUGCAUUCCCCCACGUCACCCAGUAAAUCUGCCAAGUUGAGUGCCUCUCGCUCACACACGUCUAACAAACAGAAGUCCUCUGGUGGCCAUCUUGAAGUGUUGGAGGUGAACAUGGAGAUCCUAUCUAACUGGGGACACCCAGAUCGGGUGGGACUCACAGAAAUACAGUUCUUCAACUCGGACAAGCAGCUCAUUCCAGUCCGCAUGUCUGAUGUCAGUGUACAUGGGGCUACUGGCUGCCGGACCUCGCUCGAUGUGCUGUUUAAUGGAAAACCCAAGACAACGAAGGAGAGGUACAUGUGGAGCUGUGAAUAUGAGGACGGGCUGUCUGUGGAAUUUGUCAUCACUCUUCACAACCCCUCACCCAACAAGCCUUUCUGUCUCUCUGCCAUAAAGCUGUGGAACUUCAACAAGAGUCUUAAUGAUUUGAAUAUUGGUGCUCGACAUACCCGGAUCUUCGUGGGGGGAGAACUAGUGUUUGAUGGGGACAUUGAUAAGGGCUGUGGUAACCAAGCCUUUGACUACAGCAAGGUCGUUGACCUCAGUAACUCAGGGACAGACAACUCUGUCAGGAAACAUUCCUCCAAGGGAGAUAAGUCUGUUAAUGGGCAUAACAAACCCUCAGGAACGCACUCCUCCCCUUCACCAAGGCCCCCGUCAGGUCGACAUGAGUCAAGGCAUGUACGCAGUGAGACCCGGACUUUACAUCACAGCAGUGGGGAUCUGCGGCGGCCAUCGGUGGGGUCGGACAGAUCAGAGUCGAGCCCAGAAACUGAGGAGGAUGGGCUAAAGAUGCCUGAGAAGGGGCGUGUGAAGACUCCGCGGAAGCCAAAACGACUGGCAGCCCGCCUGGAUGGCCACAACUCCGAGACUGACACAUCCCGGUCUGUCAGCGACAGCUUGGACCCGAAAAGUCCCCUUGGGCCCAUCAAGAAGACCCCAAACAUGUCUGCAGAACAACCUCCACCAGCCAGACCCAAGUCUCUUGCCCCCCUAGAGGAUGGGCGGGGAGGGACGUCGCCCUCUCCCCGGAGGGCCACGCCCAGCAAAACUCCCCUCCCUCGAGACAGUGAUGACACCCCAAUGUUACAGAAGCUGAAGGACAUGAACAUCAGUGACAGCAGUGAUGACCCCUAUAGCUCCCCCGAUGAAGAGUCGGCCCUCAUCAACCAGUGCGUCCUACCUCCAGAUCCCCGCAGACCAAAGUGGUUACAUAACAUGUUGCAACAUGCAGACCAUGAGUCCCAGAGGAAGAAGGAUGUGCCCACCUGGCUGAAUGCUGAGGAUGUCCAAGAUCGCUUCAAGAGUCCUCCAGCCAGCAGGGCGGGGCAAGUUGAGGGGAAGAGCCCCUCCCCCCAGCCAGGGAAGCCUGGGAAGAAGUCGAGGCAAGACGCUAGCGACCCUAUUGUGUUGGAGGACAUGGGGGUGUGGCCACAAGCAGGGGUCGACCACCUCAGCACAGUGCUGGACAAAGAUGGCCGCCGAAGUGCAGCAGCCUCCCCAUCUGCUGAGAGAGCCGAGGCGGACGAUCUGGCCACGCCCAUGAUGAGGAUACAGAAGAAUCGCGCCCGGUGGCGGGGGUCACACGACAACCUGGAGGAGGAGUGGGGUUCACUGUCCCUGUUCAACAAGCAGCAGCGGGGUCGUUUGUCAGUAGACAUGGGAGCAGAUGGAGCGAUGGAGGAGUAUUUGAGUGGAAGCAGGAGGGAUGGAGAUGCAGGUGAUGAAGCUGUCGCCCAGGACGAAGCUGAUCAGGAUGAGAAUUUUGUGAUCCCGGAGCUGCCCUAUGGUCAGGAGCUGGUUAUGAACAUCAAGACCACGUGGGGGGACCAGCACUACGUUGGCCUCACCGGCAUCGACAUCUUCUCCAGCAAGGGAGAACCUGUCACCAUCAAACAGAUCUCGGCCAAACCGAAAGACAUCAACGAGCUUCCUGAUUACCACAAAGACCCUCGCGUCAUCACCAACAUCAUCGACGGUGUGAACAGGACGCGGGAUGAUGUGCACAUGUGGCUGGCGCCGUUCACCCCGGCUGGUGACCACAAAGUGUUUAUGACCUUCGAGAAACCCUGCAAGAUUGCCAUGAUCAGAAUCUGGAACUACAACAAGUCCCGCAUCCAUUCCUACCGAGGAGCGAAGGAUGUGACGAUGACCCUGGACAAGCAGGUGGUGUUCAAGGGAGAGAUUGCUCGGGCAUGUGGCGGAGUGGAGGGCGGAACCGAGGCCUUCGGUGAUACGAUUCUGUUCACCAUGGACGAGGGAAUCCUUGAGGAGGUGUCGAAGAACGACGAGGCGUACGAUGGGGACAUGUUCAGCGAUGACGAGGACGAUGUCCCCUUCGAGAGGCCCACCACAGCUGACAAUGAUGAGCGGCCGUUCACGCGGGCAGCGGGAGGCCUCCUCAAACAGCCGCAGACCACGCCGAGACCCACCACCAGCAUGGUCACCUACGAUGGAGAUCUGAUUGUCUAUAAGACUAAGCGGCUGGAACUAGAUUUCACUGCUACAUGGGGAGACAUGCACUAUCUGGGUCUGUCUGGCCUCGAGAUCGCAGACAAGGACGGGGAGCCAAUACCACUGAAGAUGUCUAUGGUGUCUGCCAACCCCCGGGAUCUGCACGGUCUGCCUGGACAUGAACACGAUGACCGGACACUCGACAAACUGAUCAAUGGCAGCAACAUCACCCUGUCUGACGAGCACAUGUGGCUGAUCCCGUUCACACCAGGAAACAGCCACACCAUCACCAUCAACUUCGACCAGCAGGUGCUUGUGUCCGCCAUCCGCAUCUGGAACUACAACAAGACACCUGAGGACACCUACAGAGGGGCCAAAGUGAUGCAUGUCCGGAUCAACGGGAAGCAGGUGUCUCCUGACGAGGGCUACUUAUUGAGGAAGGGUCCAGGCAACUGUCACUUUGACUUUGCCCAGGAGGUCAGCCUCUCCACAACACACAGGCCCCAGAACAGCUACCCACAAUCCUCCAGCUCGGUGGGCGUGGACUCGAGUAUAUCAUAUGAGGUGGUGCAGAUGCCUUGUGGAUUCAUCUACCAGCUGCAGCUGUUCACCGCCUGGGGAGACCAGUACUACGUGGGCCUCAACGGCCUCCAGGUGUACGACUCCUGCUUCAACCUCAUACAGCUCACCGACAACAAUAUAUCUGCCUUCCCCGAGAGCUGCAACGUCCUUGACAACAUCCAUAAUGAUGUCCGCACACCUGAUAAGCUGAUCGACGGCAAGAAUGACACGACCGAUGGGAAGCACAUGUGGCUGGCUCCAGUGUUGCCCUCUAUAGUGAACCGUGUCUACAUCAUAUUUGACCAGCCCACCACCAUCUCUAUGAUCAAGCUAUGGAACUACAGCAAGACACCCAACAGAGGGGUGAAGGACUUUGCGCUUCUGGUGGACGACCUACUGGUGUACAAUGGGCGCCUUCAGGCGGUGACCACGGGCGCCCGCGGCAUCCUGCCCCACUGCCAGGGCUCCCAGCAGUACCACACAGUGCUCUUCACAGACAACAAGGAAAUACUCAGGAGAGAGAAGAACACGGUCAUCAGCAACCAGACAGAGGACCAGGACAUCCAGCUGCUCAACGACAAGCAGAUCGUCAGCAAGUACACCAACCCCAAGUCAGCCCAGACUGGAAAACCCGUCAACCAAGCUCUCCGUCCCAAGACAAGUGUGCCGUUGAAGCGGAGAUGAGACUCUGUGGUGCUGGCUGACAAUGGCUCCACCUCGCUCCCUGCCCGCCAUGUGUUGCCUUUGUGCCUGCUGUAUAUGUCUGGCACCCUAUCAAUCUGUACAGGCUCGUGUAUAGUUGUGCAUAAUUUAAUGUGACAUUGUUAUCAACUGGAUGAACACGGUUGUAGUAAUCAAAUGACAAAUGUUUUAAAUAAGUUCCUUAAAUUGUUGUGAAGGCUGUUUCUGUGAUAAUGUUCAUCCUGAUGUAAUGUGUUCGAUGCAGCAAGCACCUGCCAGAAACGCCCUUCAAGUGUAACAGGCAAAAUGUGUUGGGUAAAGAAAAUAUGCAGAGGUGUUUGUUGAAGUAAGAGAUCUGUGAAUAUAUUGGGUUCAAUUGAAUUAAACGAUUUGUCUUAACAUUUAGAUUUCAAGAAUAAAAGUCAUAAUUUGUGAGUUGUAGAACACCUGGGGAUGGAAGUCUGAUAGAAAGGUCAGCUUAACAUCUUCACAACCAUACCAUGUGUCCUUGAUUAGUUUGUUAAAAGGGCUACAGUGGUUGUACGAGACUGAACUCUGUAGACACACCAGUCUGACUACCAAGAAAUGUUGAUGCAGGAUAGAAUAUAGCAUCUUGGUUUGAGUUGAAGAGUAGAAAGUUUGUUGACCCGUUUAUUCAAGUAUUCUGAUGUAUAUUUUUCUCAACUGUCAAAAAUAUCAGUAAUAUCCUGCAUUGUUAUGAUUCUGUGAUGAUCAGAUCUGUUGAAUUUUUACCAUCAUAAGUAGACAUGAUAUUCAUGCAUUUGCACUGCUGCUUGAGACUAAGGUAGGAUGUGUCAUAAAAUAAAACAAAAAUAAAGACUUUUGUUUCACACCUUAGGUUUAAGCAAACACGAAGUGAUGCAAGGUUUAAUCUUUCAUUCGUCUUGAACACAGAAUCCAAGUUUUGGUUCACUGGUCAUAUGAAAAUAUAUUAUACAUGUGAAUGGCAUUAGAGCUAACUGCCCUUGCCAUUAAGAACUAGAAAUUAAUAAUACAAGCCUGAAGUGUGAGACAAGAAUCGCUUCGUGACACCCAGCUGUUGGGAUGCACUCCUGGCAGGGACACCUUGUGAGGUCAGUCACCACAUGCCUUAUAAGUUUAGAAAUAGAAGCAAUAUUUUUUACUGUUUACAGCUUAUUGUUUUCAUGGUACCUGCCGUCCUGUCAAGCUUGUUGGGUCACAAUUGAAGGUCUGUUUUAGACCGCAAAUUCUCAGCUGAUCUCGUUUCCGUCCAUGGAGAUAUUCAUCCAUUCUUCACGUGCAGCAUUUUGUUGUCACAUUGUUGACAGGGAUUAGUUCACUUUACUUGAUGAUUGUGGCAUUAGGAACUGGGGGAGAGAGGGGAGAGAGAAUCUUUGCCAUACAAAAGGUUUAAUGUUGUUUAGAAAAACAUAAAUCAUGUUCUUAAAAAAAGGAAAACUCUAUGGAGAACUUAAGGAACAAUCUGACAAACAUCCUUGAGAAGUUGCCAUUAGUCCAUAACCUUAUCUCUUAUCCACAUGUUAGUGUCAAAAUAGUAGGGCUGGGACGAGUCCAAAUUUACUACCCGGGUACCCACCCCCCUAUUAGCCAACCCUACCCUGGUACCCGCUGUAGGUUUCUAAAGAUUUGACCGUAGCCCUAGGGAAAAUGUAUUCAGAUACACAUAUAAAACAAACUGGUCAUGCAUACACUGAAGUUGACUGAAGUUUUAUCUUUAUACAAGCAUAUAAAAGUCAGAAGGAAUGGAUGCAUAGUCAGAAACAAAUGCAAACAUUAAUGACUUAUAGUGUAACCAUAGAGUUUUAGAGACUUUUUGUCAUUCAACAAUAUAUCACGUGACCAGCCCUGGGUCCAGGUAGCUGUGUGGAUACCCGGGUCCUACUCAGUACCCACCCGACCCAAGGACCAGAGUUACCCGUCCCAGCCCUACAAAGUAGAUACACUUUAUGGAAAAGAAUGUCUUUAAUAUUAUGUCAUUGUGGUCCCUGAGAACCUCUCUUGUACAUGGCUGUAAUAAUGUUUGACAGUUUUAAGAGUUUCCUUCAUAUCAGAUGGAAAAACGAAUCUUGGGUCUCUGGAUCCAGGAUAUUUAUCACAAUGGCGACGUAAUACACUGGAUAAUUGAAGGAGCUCAUUAAGUGAAUUAUAUAUCUCUUAAUUGAAUGUCCAUCCAUGUCAAUCUGUUUACUUUUUAUAAGAGAUCAUUUACAAUCACUUUGUCCGUUGUGGAGCUGUUUCUGUCCAUGAUUUUAACAUUAAAUACUUGUUUCUUCACAUGUGUCUGUUGGGCGAUUGAUCACAAAAUAUAUUUUCUGUCUUUGCUUGUAUGUCAGAAUUCCAUUCCAUUUACAUGAAGCAUACAUGUCUUGUUAUUAUUACCUCUCCAGGAGGAUGUCAGUGAGGAAUAAACUCUACCUCUCA
Messenger RNA from Haliotis rufescens (red abalone), 7870 nucleotides. Its product is annotated as katanin-interacting protein-like. The transcript has 40 exons. The coding region runs from base 146 to 5449 and encodes 1767 amino acids. Lineage: Eukaryota; Metazoa; Mollusca; Gastropoda; Lepetellida; Haliotidae. The record is from RefSeq and is a predicted model, not a curated record.